Messenger RNA from Hydra vulgaris (swiftwater hydra), 940 nucleotides. RefSeq names its product probable splicing factor, arginine/serine-rich 6. The record is from RefSeq and is a predicted model, not a curated record. Gene Ontology annotation, biological process: mRNA splicing, via spliceosome. NCBI's taxonomy places the organism in Eukaryota, Metazoa, Cnidaria, Hydrozoa, Anthoathecata, Hydridae. Gene Ontology annotation, molecular function: mRNA binding; zinc ion binding. Gene Ontology annotation, cellular component: nuclear speck.
GUUAUUGCAUUAUUUAUUAAUAGUAACAAAUAUAUAAUGUCUCGAAUAUUUAUUGGUGGCCUUCCUGAUGAUGCGUCUCGAACAGAGCUAGAAAGAGAGUUUGAACAUUUCGGAAGUAUGCGUGAAGUUUGGGUUGCUCGAAAUCCACCAGGUUUUGGUUUUAUUGUUUUUGAUGAUCCUCGUGAUGCUGAAGAUGCAAUAAGAGAAAUGGAUGGAAGGCGUGUUUGUGGAAUGCGUGUUAGAGUUGAAAAGGCUAGAGGUCCAAAUUCAAAUAAUCGUAAUCGUUCAAGUGCACAAAAUGAAAAAUGUUAUAAUUGUGGAAAAAUUGGUCAUCUUUCAAGGGAUUGCCGAAGCAGACCAGCAGAGCGUGGAUAUAGUCGUAGACGAUCCAGAUCUGGAUCACGUAAUAGAAGGCGUCAAAGGUCAUAUAGUCGAUCUCGUAGUAAAGAAAGGUCUCGAAGAUCGCGAUCUGGAUCAAAAGACCAUAAAAGAACACAAUCUCCAGAAAAAAGAAGAUCUGCAUCUCAAGAUGAUACAUUUAAUAAAAAAUCUCCUAAACAAAAGUCCAAGUCUCGCUCACGAGAACGUAGUAGUAGGCGUCAAAGAUCACGAUCCCCUUCUAAAGGCAAAUCAAGAGAUCAAGCACAAAGAUCAAGAUCUCGCUCUCGUGGUGAAUCAAGAGAACGCAAAAGAUCUGUUUCAGAUGAAAGACAGUCACCUGUUAAAGAUAAGCGUUCCCGUAGUCGAUCUCAAUCGAAUCAUUCUGACAGGGGAAAUAACCAAGAACAUAGCGAUGAAGAUCAUUAGCUGUUUCACAACAGUAAAUAAUAAACAUUGUUAAAGUCGAUUAUUUUCAGAGUAUGAUGCUAUUCGAAAAAGCUGUUAAAAUUUUGUGUAAAAAGUAGAUAGUCUUUUAUAAAAAGCGUUUCACUUUUUUUUU